This is a messenger RNA of Oncorhynchus gorbuscha (pink salmon), 471 nucleotides long. RefSeq names its product multifunctional procollagen lysine hydroxylase and glycosyltransferase LH3-like. The record is from RefSeq and is a predicted model, not a curated record. The transcript has 3 exons. Gene Ontology annotation, cellular component: endoplasmic reticulum. NCBI's taxonomy places the organism in Eukaryota, Metazoa, Chordata, Actinopteri, Salmoniformes, Salmonidae. Gene Ontology annotation, biological process: peptidyl-lysine hydroxylation. Gene Ontology annotation, molecular function: procollagen glucosyltransferase activity; procollagen-lysine 5-dioxygenase activity. Bases 7 to 456 code for a protein of 149 amino acids.
GUGUUUAUGUUUGUGUCUAAUCGUGAUGAGUUUGGUCGUCUGGUCUCCUCCUCCAACUACAACACCAGCAGACUUCAUCCGGACAUGUGGCAGAUCUUUGACAACCCUCUGGACUGGAAGGAGAAGUAUAUCCAUGAAAACUACUCUAAGAUCUUUGAAGACAACCAGACCAUCGUGGAGCAGCCGUGUCCUGAUGUGUACUGGUUCCCAUCCUUUACAGACAGGAUGUGUGAUGAUCUGGUGGAAACCAUGGAAGACUUUGGAGAAUGGAGUGGAGGAAGACAUACGGAUGAGCGUCUUGCAGGGGGCUAUGAGAACGUCCCUACAGUAGAUAUUCAUAUGAACCAGAUUGGCUUUGAGAAGGAGUGGCUCAAGUUCCUAAAAGAAUACAUCAGCCCUGUUACUGAGAAACUCUACCCAGGCUACUUCCCCAAGGUACACGCAGACACAUGUUAGAUACUUUAUCUGAAU